GGAAGUGAGUCAGUGAUGAUCGUCACUUCUUGCGCUACUGUUAACGAGGAGCAGCAACACUAACAGCAGCAGCAGCAACACUAAUAGCAGCAGCAGCAGCAACAACAGUAACAGCAGCAGCAACGACAACAACAUUAACAGCAGGAACAGUAAUAAAAGCAGCAGCAGUAACAGUAACAACAGCAGCAGCAGUAAAAGUAACAGUAGCAGCAGUAACAGCAGUAGCAGCAGCAGCAGCAACAGCAGCAGCAGCAGCAACAACAGCAACAACAACAACAGCAGCAACAGUAACAGCAGCAGCACCAGCAGCAACAGCAGCAACAACAGCAGCAGCAGCAACAGUAACAGCAGCAGCAGUAGCAGCAACAACAACAGCAGCAGCAAUAUUAACAGCAACAGCAUUCAGCAGCAGCAGCUGGGUCUCCUUCAACCUCUUAACAUCACAGUAUAUAUGUCAUAACACACUAUGGCUGAUCAACAAGUGUUUAAUGGCUGUAGACUUGUAAAGGCUGUUAAGAUCUGUGCCAGAAAUGUCUUGUAUAAAACAUUUCUCUGGGGAACCCCAGACAAACCUGCCAGUAUGAAGCUGGAUGAUUACUUAAACAAAAUAAAUGUUCCAGUAACAUCAAAAACCUUUGACAAAACACAAAAAGAGACGAUUAACAAGAGUCCAGAUGGAUCAGAGUUUGAUGUAUCACUGUUGUAUCAUAGCAUCAAACUCGCCUGUAAGGAUGUAGCUCCAGUCAAUGAUCAAAAAUGGUAUACUGAAGGUAACGUAAUGGAAUAUUACAUUACUUCAGUAAUGAACAUGAGGAACAAUGUUCUUCACGGUCAACUUGCAGUUACUGAUGAAAAAUAUAAAGAAAGCUUAAAAAAUCUUCGGGAGUUGCUAACUGGUUGUCUUGAGACAUCUGGAGAGAAGUAUGGGAGAGACCAGGAUGAUGUGAAGCAGGAGGUCACACAGAUGAAUGAUGUCCUGGACCACAUUAUAAAUGAGAGUCCUGGAGAGGAAGACAUACUGAUGUAUGGUGGCGACAAGCUCAAACAUCUUAUGAUUAAUGGCAGUCGUGACAAACUUAAGAAGAUCUUCCAGAGUAUCAGCUAUGUCAGCCCGGUGUCUUUCAUCAUUAGUGACUUGAAACUUAAAGUUGACAAAAUCUCUGUAGAUAUUGAGGUCAAACAUGGACAACGUGGAGGUCAAGGUCAACAUAUAAGUUACCAACACCUUCUUAAACUUGCUCAGACUACAUCAGCACAGUCAUCUACAUACAGGGUCUCACAACAACAGGGUACAUCUACUCACCCACAUAUAAUAUUGGUUGAAGGUGUGGCUGGCAGUGGCAAGACAACUCUAGUGACGUUAGUAAUAGAUGAAUGGACUCAGGGAGGUCAAGGUAAUAUUAGUGACUUAGAUAAUUACGAGCUUCUACUGUGGGUACAGUGCCGGGACACAACAAUGACCUGCUACCAGGACCUCCAGGACAGACUGAUGCCAGAAGUGGCUAUAAAAUUCAAAGAAAUUCUUUCGAAACUGAUGAAGCUUUGCAAGAUCUUAAUUAUAAUUGACGGCCUUGAUGAAGACAAUGAAAGUUCUAGAACACUAGUCCAGAGUCUAUUGCAAGAAUUUAAGUACUCUUCUAAUAUUGCUUUUCUGUGCACAUCACGACCAGAAAAAGUUGAGAACUUUAUGAGAACAAUCCCUGCGGAGUAUACUGUGCAACAUGCAACACUACAUGGUAUAUCUGGGACAAAUGUGGAACAAUUCGUGCGUGUGAACCACCAGGAGAUAACCAAACAAACAGGGAAUAACAGAAAUACUGAUGAACUGGUAAGGAGGGUGAGGAAGUUAGGACUUCAAGAACACUUAAGACUACCAAUGAAUUUGAUUCUCAUGAUAUACAUCUGGGACCAAGACCCUGACAAGCUAAACUUAACAUCUGUCACUCACACGGAGCUAUAUUAUAAUAUUCAUCAACUGUGUAAACACAAGUUAAUACAGAGACUGACCAACCAUCAAGAUACAAAGAAUAUGGAUGACACGGAAUUAACUGACAAUGUAAAUAUAAUAUUGAUGAAUAUAUAUAAGAUAUCAAUGGAAACUCUUUCACGGGAUCAGUUAGACCUUGAAGUAAACACUUUAAAAAAUCUUAAAAGAAUAUGUAAACUAUCGUGUUUACCUUAUAAAGAAGUGUUGUCAGCGUUCCUUUGUUUAAGACCAACAUGGACGAUGCUGGGGAUCAAGGAGCGGUACUCAGCUCCUCACAAGGGUAUACAAGACUACUUCGCUGCUCUCUACAUUGUGAACAAGCUUAAUAACCCACAGUAUUCUACACUUACACCUGCCUCAGCUACACCUGCCUCAGCUACACCUGCCUCAGCUACACCUGCCACACCUGUCAGUAUCAGGGGAGUGUUAGAAGAGAGCAUCAGGUCAGAUGGGGUGGACAUGAACAAGUACCAGAAUGUUCUGAUACAUGUGGCUGGGCUGCUGCACCUGGUACUAGACCAGGUAGCUGAGACACCUGCACGGGAAGUGGUUCAUCUCCUACAAGAGUCUGGUAUGAGACACAACAACCAGUGGCUCCACCUCCUUGACAACACUAACAUGUCUCCAGUAAUUGUCAAACAAUUAUCGCGCUUAUUCAAUAAUGAAGCAACAAUUGACGUACAUGAUGGACGUGUGAGAAGCUACGCUGCUCUUCUGCCACACCUCAGCUCCUGCAAGGUGGAGAUUACUAUCCGUGGUGUUCCUGGGGACCUGCCUCACCUGCCUCACCUGCUGGCUGCCCUCACCCACCACCACUGUACACAACUGGAACUAUACCACCACAUCAAAUAUGCUGACACAAUCAUCACUUCUGACAACCAUCAUGCUGACACAACCACUUCUGACAACCAUCAUGCUGACACAACCACUUCUGACAACCAUCAUGCUGACACAACCACUUCUGACAACGUGCUAGAGCUUCUACAACAUCGGAGUCGCCUGGAGGUGUUCACUGGUGGUCUUACUGGUAGAGGAAUCAGACUACUGAGGGAGUGUCACAACCUGAGGUACCUCCGCCUGGCUGUGGUGAGUGACCACCAUGCUGGUUGUCUCCUGCCACAACUACACCACAUUGUCACCUCCACACUACAUCAACUUGAGUGGCUCAGUGUGAGAGUGUCAGCAGCAGCAGUGUCAGCAGCAGCCGUGACGUCACUACCCAGCACACUCCUCGCGUUGGAGCUGGAUGUGACUGAUUGAAUGAUGAUGU
Messenger RNA from Cherax quadricarinatus, 3257 nucleotides. RefSeq lists its product as uncharacterized. Lineage: Eukaryota; Metazoa; Arthropoda; Malacostraca; Decapoda; Parastacidae. The record is from RefSeq and is a predicted model, not a curated record.